GUGACGGAACGACCGGGGCGGGGUAGGGGGGGGUAAGCGCGACCUCGCCCGCCCGGCCCGGCCUGGCCCGGCCCCCGCCCCUCGCUCUGCCACUCCGCCCCCACGGGGCGUCCCGGGCCGCUCGUCCCCUCAGUGGCAGCAGCGCGCGGCCCGGGGUCGCCCGAAACCAAGUAACAACAGCCCUUGGAGAGAGGCUGUUUCUUGACUUCUACAGUGACAAAGACCUGGAGGAAGCUAGUACUUCUGACUCACUCUGCCGACAUCCUACCACCCAGCCCAAGACAGCCUAGGCUGGACAUUAGUGCCUCCUCCUUUGUUCCUCUGUGAUCAUCCAGAUUAGCAUCUGACUUUAUUUUCAAGUCUCACAAACCCAGCCCCCAGAUUUUCAUAUUCUGGUUCUCAGCUGCUCUUAAAGGACAGUGACUUGUUAUCACCACAGCAGCCGAGCCUACCAUCCCCAGCAGAUCUCCAGUCAGCCUCUGACAUCACUCCCCUCCCUUGUCUCCCUUUUGACCUCCUAAAUGCCCAUCUCGUUGGCCUGGGUUCAGCUGGUGGUAUGGAGGGGUGCUGCCUAGCACUGACGGAGUGUGUGUGACCCAUUGACCCAAUGGACAUCAAAGGACAGUUUUGGAAUGAUGAUGAUUCGGAGGGAGAUAAUGAAUCAGAGGAAUUUCUCUAUGGAGUUCAGGGGAGCUGUGCAGCUGACCUAUAUCGACACCCACAGCUUGAUGCAGACAUUGAAGCUGUGAAGGAGGUCUACAGUGAGAACUCUGUAUCUGUCAGGUGGGAUUCCACUUCAGAGAUGGCAGUGGACAAGCCACUUCUUUCUGAGUACAGAGAUACUUUCUACCAGUCCCUCUCCUCUGGCCCUGGCUCAGUUCUUCCCUUCCUCAGUCUCUGUUCCCUUCUUUCUCCCUUAAUGAGUCUCACCUGUGAUUGCCUGUAUCUCUGUAGAGAAUAUGGAACCAUCGAUGACGUGGACAUUGACCUCCAUAUCAACAUUAGCUUCCUUGAUGAGGAAGUUUCUACAGCUUGGAAGGUCCUCCGGACAGAACCUAUUGUGUUGAGGCUGCGAUUUUCUCUUUCUCAGUACCUUGAUGGACCAGAACCAUCAAUUGAAGUUUUCCAGCCAUCAAAUAAGGAAGGAUUUGGCCUGGGUCUUCAGUUGAAAAAGAUCCUGGGUAUGUUCACAUCCCAACAAUGGAAACAUCUCAGCAACGAUUUCUUGAAGACCCAGCAGGAGAAGAGGCACAGUUGGUUCAAGGCAUCUGGUACCAUCAAGAAGUUCCGAGCUGGCCUCAGCAUCUUGUCACCCAUCCCCAAGUCUCCCAGUUUCCCUAUUAUACAGGACUCCAUGCUGAAAGGCAAACUUGCUGUACCAGAGCUUCGGGUUGGGCGCCUCAUGAACCGUUCCAUCUCCUGUACCAUGAAGAACCCCAAAGUGGAAGUGUUUGGCUACUCUCCCAGCCCCCAGGCAGGUCUCCUGUGCCCCCAGCACUUGGGCUUCCCUCCCCCAGCACGGACCUCUCCUUUGGUCAGUGGUCACUGCAAGAACAUCCCCACUCUGGAAUAUGGAUUCCUUGUCCAGAUCAUGAAGUAUGCAGAGCAGAGAAUUCCAACAUUGAAUGAGUAUUGUGUGGUGUGUGAUGAGCAGCAUGUCUUCCAGAAUGGGUCCAUGCUCAAGCCAGCCGUCUGUACUCGUGAACUGUGUGUUUUCUCCUUCUACACACUGGGAGUCAUGUCUGGAGCUGCAGAGGAGGUGGCCACUGGAGCAGAGGUGGUGGAUCUGCUGGUGGCCAUGUGUAGGGCAGCUUUGGAGUCCCCUAGAAAAAGCAUCAUCUUUGAGCCUUAUCCCUCUGUUGUGGACCCUACUGAUCCCAAAACUUUGGCCUUUAACCCUAAGAAGAAGAAUUAUGAACGACUUCAGAAAGCUCUGGAUAGUGUGAUGUCCAUCCGGGAGAUGACCCAGGGAUCAUACCUAGAAAUCAAGAAGCAGAUGGACAAGCUGGAUCCCCUGGCCCAUCCUCUCCUGCAAUGGAUCAUCUCUAGUAACAGGUCACACAUUGUCAAACUACCUCUCAGCAGGCAGCUGAAGUUCAUGCACACCUCACAUCAGUUCCUCCUGCUGAGCAGCCCUCCUGCCAAGGAGGCACGGUUCCGGACUGCCAAGAAGCUCUAUGGCAGCACUUUUGCCUUCCAUGGGUCCCACAUUGAGAACUGGCAUUCAAUCCUGCGCAAUGGGCUGGUGAAUGCAUCCUACACCAAACUGCAGCUGCAUGGAGCAGCCUAUGGCAAAGGCAUCUACCUGAGCCCCAUCUCCAGUAUUUCCUUUGGAUACUCAGGAAUGGGAAAAGGACAGCACAGGAUGCCUUCCAAGGAUGAACUGGUCCAGAGAUAUAACAGGAUGAAUACUAUUCCCCAGACCCGUUCCAUUCAGUCAAGGUUCCUGCAGAGUCGGAAUCUAAACUGUAUAGCACUUUGUGAAGUCAUUACAUCUAAAGACCUCCAGAAGCAUGGGAACAUCUGGGUGUGCCCUGUGUCCGACCAUGUCUGCACACGGUUCUUCUUUGUAUAUGAGGAUGGUCAGGUGGGCGAUGCCAACAUUAAUACUCAGGACCCCAAGAUACAGAAGGAAAUCAUGCGUGUGAUCGGAACUCAGGUUUAUACAAACUGAGGGGGCCCAGCCCUCGUACCACCCCUGGUCCCCCAGGAUCCAUCUGCCCUUAUUGAAGGGCUCAGGAGCAGCUAGUGAGACUGCCCUGAGGAACCAAGGAGCAGGCAAAGGAUAGAAGCGGCCGCCUUCAUAGUGGAGAUUGACCUAGGAACCACUCCACAUUUGGAUGGCCCAGACUGACCCCCUAUUCCUGAUAUUCCCAGUUGAUUUCACCCUGUUUGUAAAUAAAACAAUAAAAUGAAAGGUGCUGUGGA
Pipistrellus kuhlii (Kuhl's pipistrelle) is the source of this 2928-nucleotide messenger RNA. It is a transcript of the gene PARP6, whose product is annotated as poly(ADP-ribose) polymerase family member 6. Gene Ontology annotation, cellular component: intracellular anatomical structure; nuclear envelope; membrane. Lineage: Eukaryota; Metazoa; Chordata; Mammalia; Chiroptera; Vespertilionidae. The transcript is spliced from 24 exons. The coding region runs from base 608 to 2674 and encodes 688 amino acids. Gene Ontology annotation, biological process: endoplasmic reticulum unfolded protein response. Gene Ontology annotation, molecular function: protein serine/threonine kinase activator activity; kinase binding; NAD+ poly-ADP-ribosyltransferase activity. The record is from RefSeq and is a predicted model, not a curated record.